Molecule: messenger RNA, 480 nt
Organism: Lathyrus sativus (Indian pea)
Lineage: Eukaryota; Viridiplantae; Streptophyta; Magnoliopsida; Fabales; Fabaceae
Source: the annotation of a GenBank genome assembly
AUGUUAGAAAUAACCCAAAAGGAUAUUAAAACCAUGAGUCUUGACAAGAUUCAUCAAGUUACUUUAGAAUCACUUGAAAAGCUAUGUAGACUGCAUCAUCAUUUCUCAAAGGUUGCAAAACAAAAUUCAAAGUUCACCAAGGCAUGCAAGAAGCCUUACUUAGAUAUCAAGUGUAAAGAUAAAAGAUGUAGUUGUGCAACAAAAAAGAAACAUCAUCAGCAAAAAUACACCAAACCUCGUAGGAUCUUCAAAGGAAAGAAAAAGAAAGCUAUGAAGUUUUUUAAAAGAGAACCUUUUAGAGGAAAGGGGAAAAUCAAAGAUGAUUUGUUUGGGGAAAAAGGAAUGUUUUCUAAAGAACGUCCUAAUAAUACUAACAAAGCCGCAAAGCUGAUCAACUCUCUUCAACCUCUAGAAGGAAACCUAGAAUCUUUGUAUUCUGAACAAAGCUCUACUAGUGAAGAAACAAUUUUUGUCCUCUAA